Molecule: messenger RNA, 729 nt
Organism: Eruca vesicaria subsp. sativa (arugula)
Lineage: Eukaryota; Viridiplantae; Streptophyta; Magnoliopsida; Brassicales; Brassicaceae
Source: the annotation of a GenBank genome assembly
AUGAUUUUGAAUACUCUGUUCUAUGCAUAUAUUGGAAGAGUAUCGAACUUAUUUAGCUUUGCUUCUUUGUUUAGGUUUGUGAUUUGUCUUUCUUUCAAUUAUAUAAAGUCAUUUGCUUCGAGUUUUGCUUCCAAGGAUCUUCCGGUUCAUGUGCUGGUUAAUAAUGCUGGUUUGGUUGAGAACAAACGUACUACCACACCUGAAGGGUUUGAGUUAAAUUUUGCGGUGGAUGUACUUGGGACAUACACAAUGACAGAACCGAUGCUUCCACUGUUGGAGAAAGCGUCACCUGACGCCAAGUCAUCACCGUCUUCUCUGGUGGAAUGUACACGUCGCCACUUACUACAGAUCUUCAGUGGUGAAAAAUUCAAUGGAGUGUUACAAUACGCAUGGAACAAACGAAUCCAGGUGGCUCUGACAGAAAAAUGGGGUGGUAAGUACAAGAACAAAGGCAUAGAUUUCUACUCAAUGCACCCUGGCUGGGCUGAGACACCUGGUGUCGCCAGGAGUUUGCCUAGUUUCAAAGAAUCUUUCUCUGGUAAGCUUAGAACCAGCGAAGGAGCAGACACAGUCGUUUGGGUAGCACUUCAGCCUAAAGAGAAGCUUGUCUCUAGUGCAUUCUAUUUCGAUAGAGCAGAAGCACCAAAACACCUGACACUUGCAGGUACAAGCAAGUCUCAUGACCUUAUAGACUGUCAUCGAUACCGUGCAUUCCAUGGCAGCUCUUGA